This is a messenger RNA of Annulohypoxylon maeteangense, 955 nucleotides long. RefSeq lists its product as uncharacterized. The record is from RefSeq and is a predicted model, not a curated record. The coding region runs from base 139 to 765 and encodes 208 amino acids. NCBI's taxonomy places the organism in Eukaryota, Fungi, Ascomycota, Sordariomycetes, Xylariales, Hypoxylaceae. The transcript is spliced from 2 exons.
AUGCCUAAAGUUCCAUACGAUAUGUAAGUCUGUUACUAAGUAAGACCAUGUAUCUGAUGCUAAUUAUAUGCGAUAUACAGCAUCGCGGCUUCGAAGCCAUUUCGGUUUCUCAUUGGGCCGAAUAAGAAUGAGUGCUUCAUGCACGCCGAAUUAGUCGCACGAAUGUCUAAGCCACUAGACACAUUAAUCAACGGCAAGUGGGUAGAGAAUGAGAAAGGCUUGGUCGAGUGGUCCGAGAUCGACGAGGGAACCUUCGCUCGCUUCUGCGAAUUCGCCUAUACAGGCGAUUAUCAGGCCGCAGCACCCGUCCGCGUGGCGCCUCCUACACCUCUGAGCACAGAAAAUGUAGAUCAAAUCGCGAUUAAACAGAUAAACGAGUCUUGGCUAUUAUACAACAAGAGAAUGAAGACGAAGACGGUUACUUACGACUACUCCGAAGUUUUUCUAUCGCACGCUCGUUUAUACGCUUUUGCCGACUACUACUCCAUCGAGGAUUUGAUGGAGCUGAGUAUUCGGAAAUUGGACGAGCAAAUGGGAUGCUUCAACCUCCAUAACGGAGGGAGGGUAACUGAUGUUGUCCAGUUGAUCGACUUCUCGUAUAAGAACACACGGAGUGACUCGGUUAAGCAAGAUCGAUUGAGAAACACGCUUUCUAUUUAUAUCGCUCGUCAUAUUAAGGAGCUUUGGCCGAAUACUGAUUUCCAAGGCAUUUUGGAGUCAGGGGGGGUUGCGAAAGAUGUAAUUGAAAAAUUAGGGGGUGUUUAGGACAAUAAUCUUUUUUUGAUUUACGGGUCCAUAGUGGAGCUUCAGCCAUAAGUUCAGCACUGCGUUUGUAUGUAUCAGUGGACUGAACCUUGCAGCCGUGUUGAACUGAACUUUGAACUGACUGAACUGAUUGAACUGAAUCAAUUAAACUGUUGAUUUAAUUGUUGAUUGUACUGUUGAUAUAUGAGGC